Schistosoma mattheei is the source of this 1450-nucleotide messenger RNA. The record is from the annotation of a GenBank genome assembly. NCBI's taxonomy places the organism in Eukaryota, Metazoa, Platyhelminthes, Trematoda, Strigeidida, Schistosomatidae.
CGAGGUGACGCGCCAAUCGGUUUAUGACAGUCUGACCUUCAAGUGCUCAGUAACCUUGGUCAAAGGAGGGUGCCACCGGGUCGUUGCCUCUUUACGACCAUACUACGUACUUCUCCAGAUUGUGUUAAUGUUAGAAUGUCAGAUGUUCCAUUAGAUGCCCCAUCUCCCUGCCCUGGUACACAAAGUGAUCUAGCCGGGAAAGCCUCAGCAUGUGAAGGUUGCCCUAAUCAAUCUUUGUGUUCAAGUGGACAAGCCAAACUUCCUCUUUCUCAACGUGAACCAGAUACGAUUCUCUCUAUAAAACGACGUCUUGGUUCAAUUCACCACAGAAUUAUUAUUCUAUCUGGCAAGGGUGGAGUUGGGAAAAGUAGUCUUUCAGUUUGUCUAGCUAGGGGACUAAGCAGGCGUGAACGCAGUCAAGCGAAUGGUUGCAAUGAAACUUAUCGUAUUGGACUACUUGAUCUUGAUUUUUGCGGCCCUUCCAUUCCAUGUAUGUUCGGUUGCAUGGAUGAAAAGGUACACCAAAGCCAAUCUGGUUGGUCUCCUGUCUUUGUGACAGAAAAUCUUUGUUUGAUGUCUAUGGGGUUUUUGCUGCCCAGUCCUGACCACCCAGUCAUAUGGCGUGGCCCUCGCAAAAACACAUUGAUUCGCCAGUUCCUCACUGACGUCGCGUGGACCGAAGAAGAUAGUAAUCUAGACCAAGGAACUAAUUUGGACUUUUUAAUCAUAGACACUCCUCCAGGGACAUCUGAUGAACAUCUCUCAGUUGUUCAGUAUCUUCAGGCUGCUGAGUGUUUAGACGGGGCGAUAAUUAUCACUACACCUCAGGAAGUAUCUCUGUGUGACGUAAGAAAGGAAAUAGAUUUUUGUCGGAAACUAUCUAUCCCAGUCUUAGGGGUCGUGGAGAAUAUGGUUGAAUUUGUAUGUCCAACUUGCAAACACAUAUGUCCAUUAUUUCCAUCACUCACAGGUGGUGCCGGCUCACUGUCUACCAUGAAACACAAUGAAAAUGCUGAUGAUCCAUCAUUUCUAGAUCUUGAAAUAAUUGGUCGGUUACCACUUGAUCCUAGAUUAACCAGAGCUCUUGACGAAGGUUUGUGCCCAUUCGAAUUAGCUGAGUCGAAUUCCCUCAUCAGCCAACAUUCAAAAAACCCAGAUGGAGGACUUCAAUCCUCUGACACAGUAAUUGUCUCAUUCCAAGAGUUGUUCAAUAAUCUUCUUGAAAGGCUUCGUAAAUAAUCGAUUCUUUGUCUCUUAAAUAUCAACUGUUUUUUUUUGUUUGUGAAGUCAAAGCAUAUUAUUGGAUUUCCCCUUCGAUUUCUACUUACCAAAAUUAUUUUCAUUCAGUCGAACUUUCUCCGUCAAUAUUUGUAAAUACUUUUCGAAUGAAUAGUUUUCCACUGGGCUGUUUUUUAAACUAGAGUUUCCUAAAAUAUAUGAAUAUGUUUCA